Molecule: messenger RNA, 4833 nt
Organism: Penicillium bovifimosum
Lineage: Eukaryota; Fungi; Ascomycota; Eurotiomycetes; Eurotiales; Aspergillaceae
Product: non-ribosomal peptide synthetase
Exons: 3
Coding region: 1-4833 (1610 amino acids)
Biological process (GO): fatty acid metabolic process
Molecular function (GO): phosphopantetheine binding; medium-chain fatty acid-CoA ligase activity
Source: RefSeq, a predicted model, not a curated record
AUGGCAGUCAUGCCAGACUCGUCCCUCGUGGAACAGCUCUCAGACCUCCGUAACGGAGCAUCACAACCAGACGCCGCCCAGAACCUCUCUUCACUAUUAUCCUCACAUUCCGGCCCUUGGCCACUCCGUCAAUUAAUUUCAACGUUCCAGGACAUCUACAAGUCCCUCCCCGAGUCCCUCAAAGUGAAGAAUAAUGAAUCAGUUGCUCGCCUCCGUGCACAAGUCAAGGCAGCUACUCCUUGCAUUGCAGAUGUAAUAGGGACAGAUUCUCGUGCCGGCUUCAUUGACGCCACAACCGGACGACAUCUGUCCCAUAUCGGCAUCCGGCAAUUUGUACAGAACUUCCAACUACCCGUGGGACCUUCUCGCCAUGGAAAGCCUCGCGUUGCUGUCAUUCUGCCCAAUGGUCCUCUCCUGGCAAUUGCGAUUCUCGCAUUUGCUAAUAGAUACACCAUUGUACCCAUGGCAUCAAACACGGUGCCAGAGCAACUGCACGUGGAUAUCGAGCAGGUGCAAGCCGAUGCUGUUGUCGCGCUGGACGCUGACAUUGGCAAGCUGCAAUUGGACAACGGUAGCCGGCCAGUGUUUGGAAUCGAGCCCCUGGAAGACCUGACCUUCCGGGUGGUUUCUGCACAACAUGCGACUGCUGCAGUACACACUGCCCCUAAUACCGGUGAUCAUAUCGCCAUUAUCCUCUUCACCAGUGGUACCAGUGGCAACAAGAAGCUGGUUCCUAUCACGAGCUUCAAUCUCAUCGCGGGAACGAUGGCCACUAUCGAGUCGGUGGAAUUGUCGGAGACAGAUACCUGUCUCAACAUGAUGCCGCUGAACCAUGUUGGUGGCAUCGUUCGCAGUAUCCUCUCUCCAAUCCUCGCCGGCGGUGCUACCAUCUGCUGCCCGGCUUUCGACCCCAGCAUGUUUUGGGAUGCCGUCCAAAGCCCUCACAUGACCCCUACGUGGUACUAUGCCACACCCACAAUGCACCAGAUGAUCCUUGGUGAAGCCGAGCACCGCCCCGAGGCUAUCCAGCAAAGUGAAAUCCAGUUCAUUUGUAACGCCGGUGCUGGUCUUCCACCCACUCUUGCCGUGCAGCUUCGUAAUACUUUCAACUGUGUGAUUCUUCCCAGUUAUGGUAUGACUGAAUGUAUGCCCAUUGCCGCACCGCCAAAGAACUACACUCUGGACCGUCAUGGGACAUCAGGACAGAUUGUUGGUCCUGAGGUUGCAAUCUUGACUGAAAGUGGCAAGCAUGUCCCACAACCUGAAAUGCUCGGACACAUUUGCAUUCGUGGAUCACCCGCCUUUGAGGGGUACCUCAACGCCGAGGGUAACAUCGACACCAGUGCAUUCGAUGAGUCUGGCUGGUUCGACACCGGUGAUUUGGGAUACCUCGAUGCCGACAACUACCUGUACAUCACCGGCCGCAGCAAGGAGGUUAUCAAUCGUGGGGGUGAGAUCAUCUCUCCCGUCGAAGUGGAAGACGCUGUCCUGGCCGCGGCUAAGCACCCCGGCUCUCCACUAUUCGGCCGCGUGGCUGAGACAUUGGCGUUCUCUGUCCCCGAUGAGGUGCUACAGGAAGUCGUCGGUGUGGUCAUCGUCUCAACCCCCGGCAGUACCCGGCCUGACCUUCGUCAGCUGCAUGAAGCACUGCAGCCCAUCAUUCACCAGCCCAAAUGGCCUGCUCUUGUGGUGUACAUGGACCGUGUGCCAAAGUCGAACAACAAAAUCCAGCGUAUCAAGCUCGCACAGCGCUUGGCCUUGGAACCUCUGACUCCGACCACGCCCCUGGCCGACCGACAUUUCCAAGCUGUGUGCCCGCCAAAUGGUACUCCGCUCAGUCAAUCUAUCCCCAAAGAGGCAUGUAUCAUCGACAACAACAUCAUUCGCUCGGUUCUUACUCAGAUGGCCAACACUGCUGAGGUACACAUCCACAAGCACCCCCGCGAUGGCUUCGCUCAGGCUGUUCUAUUCGCCCCGAACCCGGAUGAUAUUCAUGUCACACCCAGCGAUCUCCACGACCGCCUGGAUGGAUACCUUGUUCCCAGUCGCAUUACUGCCCUGAAAGGACCCAUGCCACUGGACUUCUAUGGAAAACCCGAUCAAGCUGCUAUCGACGAUGCAAUUCGCGCCUGCAACUCGGACGGCGCCCUGUCGCCCAUUCAGUCACGUGUGCGGGAGAUUUUCGCUGUGGCGCUUUCUUGUGAGGCACAGGACAUCUCCGCGCUUACCGAUUUCUUUGCCGCUGGUGGUGACAGUCUCAGUGCCGGCCGCCUCGUCUCCCAACUUCGUCGCGAAUUCAACAUUUUCCUGGCCGGCGAUGUUCUCUUCCACCACAGCACCGUUGGUGCCAUCGAGCACAAGGUCACCGAAGCCGUUGAGGUCAAGGCUGCGAAGGGCGAUGACGAGGAGGUCGAGUUGCCUGGUUGCGAGAAGACAUACAGCAGCACGAAUCCGCUUCUCCUGAUCUUGCACUUGUUCCCUAUCACCUUCUUCUACCCCAUGAAGCGUGCUUUCCAGUGGCUUGUGUUCGCCUACGUUGUGGCCGAGUGCUCGUGGCGGUUCCCAAUUAGCGAUCUCCUCAUUGGCCGUUUGCUUCUGAUCGUUCUGGCUGUGCUUGCUUCUCGCAUAGCUGCACACAUUGUCUUCCCUAUCUGCGGUAUUACCUGGAAGUGGCUUGUCAUCGGUCGCUACAAGGAGGGCAUGUCUCCCAUGUGGGGUCCGUACCACACCCGCUGGUGGUUGACUCAGAAGGCCUUGCAGGUGUGUGGAAAGGGCAUGUUCAACCACUGGAACUGGUCCCGCGUGCUCUUCUAUCGUCUCCUUGGCGCAAAGAUUGGCAAGAACGUCACACUUUCUCCAUCCACCAAGUUAGGUGAGUAUGAUUUGAUUGAGAUUGGUGACAACGUCGUCAUGGAUACCGCAACCCAGUGCCGGCCCUUCGCUGUGGAGCGUAACACCUCCAUGCUCUUGAAGCGCAUCCGCAUUGGCAAGGACUGCUCUGUUGGAAUCAAGUCCAUCAUCGCUGCUGGCGCUGAUGUUCCCGAGAACACAUGCAUUGGUCCCAACUCGUCCAGCUGGGAACUCCAGGAUGCUGAUGAGUCCAACCGCGACUUGCUCACCUCUCGCGUCCCUCAACCGCAUUGGAUCUGGAAGCUUUUGAUUGUCGAGCCUAUCAAGAUCCUCGUCUGGACUGCUGCUCGUCUCACUUGGAUGGGUGGUCUCGUGCCUAUGGUCCGGGAGUUCCCCAAGCCCACGGCCGAUAUGUUCAUGGCCACUCUCCAAUGGUACACCAACGGCCAGCGAAUUGGUUUCCACAUCACCGCAAGAAUCUGCCGUGCGAUCGGUGGCCCGAUCGUACUCUUUGCGGCUGUUUGGAUUAUCAAGUCCCUGCUCGACAUCGUCUGCGGCAAGCCCCAGCCCGGUCCUGCAUCAAAGCAGAGUACCCGCCAGAAGGUACGAGCUGCUGUGCUCGCGGAGAUCCUGCCCUCUGGUGAUAUCCACGAACUCACUCGUCUCGUCGGUCGUCACUACGAGCUUGUCUCGAUGGCCAUCCGUGCCCUCGGUGGCAAGGUCGGCAAGCGCGUCUACUGGCCCAGUGUCGGUCCCGCUCUCCCCGACUUCGAUCUCAUCGAGGUCGGCAACGACGUUGUUUUUGGCUCCCGCUCCACCCUCGUCACCUCCGAUGGGUACGGUCGCGACCGCAUCGUGAUCGGCGACGGCGCCAUGGUCGGUGACCGUGUCGUCGCUCUGCCCGGUAGUACCAUUGGCCGUGAAGCAAUGAUUGGUUCCGGUGCUCUGCUCCGCCGUAACGGCGACUAUCCCGCUAACACCGUCUGGACUGGUAGCAAGGGUGGUGAAGCCGUUCAAUUCCCCAGCUCGACCUCCACCACGACGACCAUGUCCGCCGCUCCCACCGUCGUCGCAAGCAGCAGCAGUAGCGCCAACAGCGCCAGUGAAGAUGAGAAACACCCCAACGAGAAGAAACCACAGACCCCGACCGUCAGCGAGCUCACCGAAAAGGACACCUGCAAACCCUUCGGCCGCGCCUUCUACCGCCACGAAGCCGACUACCACGUUCUCCGCAUCCACGAUAUCGUCGCCUACUCCGUUCUUUCCGUUGUCAUCACAACAGUCUACUGGCUCCUCACCGUUGUCUUUGCCCUUCUCGCCCUCAAUGCCGCACUCACUCACAGCAACGCCGCCGGCUUCGCCCAAGGUCCCUGGCGCCCAUUCGUCCUGUUUGGAAUGCUCUCCUCGCUCCUCGCCGGCAUCAGCUUGGUCCAAGCCUUCCUUGCGCUUGGUAUCAUCGUCUGCAUCAAAUGGCUUGUCAUGGGCCGUCGCAAGGAAGGCCACUUCCACUGGGACAAGAGCAGCUACAACCAGCGCUGGCAAUUCCUGCUUUCCUGCGAGACUCUCAUCAAGGACUGCUACGGUGGUUCCGGUCUCUUGCCUAUGAUCACUGGAUCUGCCUAUAUCAGCUGGUACUACCGUCUGCUGGGCGCGACUAUCGGAAAGGACUGUGCGAUCCAUGCCAACGGUACUCCCAGCAUUUACUUUACAGAGCCUGAUCUCCUCACCAUUGGGGAUCGUGUUGCCGUUGAUGAUGCCAGUUUGGUAUGCCAUGUGAACUCGCGUGGUGGAUUUGAGUUGCAUACCUUGAAGGUCGGAGAUCGGAGUAUCUUGCGCGCUGGUUCGCGGUUGAUGUCUGGUGCUUCGAUGGGCCAGGAUACUUGUCUUCUGGAGCAUACGCUCGUCCUCUCUGGUGACCAUGUUGAAGAUGGUGAUACCCUCCAAGGAUGGCCUGCUGAGGGCUUUGACAAAAAGCGUGUUUAG